This is a messenger RNA of Ficedula albicollis (Collared flycatcher), 978 nucleotides long. RefSeq names its product programmed cell death 1 (gene PDCD1). Lineage: Eukaryota; Metazoa; Chordata; Aves; Passeriformes; Muscicapidae. Gene Ontology annotation, biological process: negative regulation of immune response; positive regulation of T cell apoptotic process. Gene Ontology annotation, cellular component: membrane; external side of plasma membrane. The coding region runs from base 130 to 978 and encodes 282 amino acids. The record is from RefSeq and is a predicted model, not a curated record. The transcript is spliced from 5 exons.
CCAGCUCUUGCUGUGUAUGGCAGAGAACAAGCUGCUGCUGCGGGGAAGGAAGCACAGAGAGCCAGGAGCGGCACAGCGCACACAGCACAACACCUCCCGCUGCCUGGGCACGGGACAGAGCGGCUCACCAUGGCUCCAGGUGCCUCGAAGAGGAUGUGGGGCAGCGUGGGGGUGGCCCUGGCUGACCUCUGUGCCAUCCUGCUCUGCUGUGGGCCCAUGCUGACCUGCUGCCUCCGGGUGACCAUCUCCCCAGCAGUGUUAACUCUCCCUGAAGGUAACAAAGCCACCUUCUUCUGCAAUAUCUCCAUGGAGAAUGAAACUGGUUCAGAGUAUAGCCUCAACUGGUACAAGGAGACCAACAACAGGCAACCCCAAAAAACUGCUGAGCUCAGCCGACAUGAGCCCGUGACGGAGACAGAGAAGUACCGGCUCAGCAACAACACUCCUGUCUUUAAGAUUGAGAUCCUGAACCUCCACCAGAAUGACUCAGGCUCCUACUACUGUGGAUUGAUUGCCUUCUUUGAGCCUUCUGUGAGCCUGAUGGAGAGCAACCGGUCCCAGCUGAUAGUCACAGCAGCCCCCCAGAUGAAUGCCACUGAUGAGCCAGAAAUGGAGGAAGGCAGCCCCUCAGAGCACAUCAAGGCUAUGCUGCUGGGGAUCCUCGUGCUGGCUGGAGUGGUUGUGCUGCUGAUCUUCAGCUACCUCAUCUUCACGCACAGGAGAGGAGAUGUGCAGAAACCACCGAGUGAAAAUAUGCCAGUGGAAGAGAAGCCCCCUGUGGUGUCCAUAUCCACUGUGGACUAUGGUGUUCUGGAGUUCCAGAGGGACCAGUGCACCCUGGUGCCCCCCAAGACUUGGCCAGUUGAGCAGACUGAAUACGCCACCAUCAUCUUCCCUGAGGAGAAACCUGUGACUCCACAGCGUGGCAAGAAACACCUGGAUGAGAGGACUCGACAGCUGCCAUCACAGCCCUGCUGA